This is a messenger RNA of Pteronotus mesoamericanus, 2297 nucleotides long. It is a transcript of the gene CARHSP1, whose product is annotated as calcium regulated heat stable protein 1. Gene Ontology annotation, molecular function: mRNA 3'-UTR binding. Gene Ontology annotation, cellular component: cytoplasm. The transcript is spliced from 4 exons. The coding region runs from base 1 to 387 and encodes 128 amino acids. NCBI's taxonomy places the organism in Eukaryota, Metazoa, Chordata, Mammalia, Chiroptera, Mormoopidae. Gene Ontology annotation, biological process: regulation of mRNA stability. The record is from RefSeq and is a predicted model, not a curated record.
AUGGAACCAGGGCAGCAUAAGAGCUGGGGUCCUAGCGAGCUGAUCUGGGCCCAGGUUGGGCCCUGGGGUUUUGGCAUGGGGUUGAGGAUGAGGAAGCUGAGGACGGUGAGGGCCUCGCAGGGUCCGGUCUACAAAGGAGUCUGCAAAUGCUUCUGUCGAUCUAAGGGCCACGGCUUCAUCACCCCGGCAGACGGCGGCCCCGAUAUCUUCUUGCACAUCUCCGAUGUGGAAGGGGAGUACGUCCCGGUGGAAGGUGACGAGGUCACCUAUAAGAUGUGCUCCAUCCCACCCAAGCACGAGAAGCUGCAGGCCGUGGAGGUGGUCAUCACCCACCUGGCGCCGGGCACCAAGCACGAGACCUGGUCCGGCCACGUCAUCAGCUCCUAGGAGAGGCCAGAAGCACCCCUCCUUCUGGGCUUGAGGGAGACUCUGUGGGGAGAAGGAGGCAGGACCAGACCGGACAUGACAUUCUACUGCCCCAGAUACGCCUCAAAGUGGGGGAGCAUGUUCCCUUUCAAGCGUCUCCUAGAGGAAGGGGUGUGGGGCAGGCACAGGGGUGUCUCGGCCACCGGCACAGUCUCUGACCGUCACAACAGCUUCACCAUCUGAAAAGUAUUAAAAGCAUUGAACAAGGAGAGGCGCCGGCUGGUGGCUGAGUAGAGGGUCCAGCCCUCGCCCGGGGGUGGGUCGGGUGGUAUUGCUCCAGCCCAGAGUCCCUCACCCCCAGCCCGCUGGGGAUGGAGGCUCCAAAUUCCGCUGGCUGGUGACAUGGACCCUGUGUGUUUCCCCAGCGUGACUUCCCACCCAGGUGCCCUCUUCUUGUGUCUCCUUGGCCCUGGGCAGAGCAGGCUUUUUCGAUUCUAGGCUUGGGUGGCUCCAGGCGAGCUGGCUUCAGGGGGUGGGGGGAGAGGGGUGGGAGUAGGGUCUUAGGUGCCUUUGUGUCAGGAGGUGUCACAGCUGAGUGUCGGGAAAAGUUUUUCCAAGAGCCCUUAGCCCUCCGCCUGGGAAUGCCAUGCUGAGAGCUGAAUUCUAACCUUUGGGUUUUUCCCUUUUGUCCCCAAGAUGCGUGAUUAUGGCUCAGCAGCCAUUUCACAUCCCCUGUGGCGUAGGUGGUGGGUGGGGGCGGGAGAAGGGAGUGGAGAAGGGAAGGUGUUUGUCGAAAAACAGACCUUUCUCCCUUCCAGAAAAGAGUAGGUAGCUUGCUUUCUGACAGCCUGGUAAAGUCAAACGUUGAAGGAGAAAUACGCCUUUAGCGAAGGGGUUUUCUUGCAAACAGCUGUGAACAAAUGCUUAGGAGUUUUUGUUUGUAGAUAACUGAGGCUGUCACCGAGAGCCAGCUCUGCUUACAUUUUGGUGAGGACAUUGCGAACCUUUGUAGAUAGUCCCAGUGAACAAAUCUUUAGGAUUUUAUUUGCUGUGAUUUGGUUUGGCUUUAGUUGUGAUUUCAACAUAGAAAUCGCUGGGUAAUGUGUUUUGAAAUACGUGGCUUAUAUGUAGUCAAGAAUCCAUUUGUCAUCACGGGGCGGUGAAUCCUUCAAAGCUGGCUUUUGGAAAGACAAGGAUGUUCCAGACAAAAGAGGGGACUUUGGAUGCAGGAAGCAGUACCUGCCUUCAUGAGGUGUCUUCAGCUUUGCCUUUCAGCCCGGGGACUGCUUUGUUGGGAGGCGCGGGGGGCGGUGGGGGAAGGCUGGAACCAUUUUGGUGAUGCGAUGGCUGGUGCAGUUUUAAAACAGACAAAUAAGUGUGUUGAUGAUGUGUGUGCAGUGAAACAUCCCAGCCAAGGGACUUGAUCCGCUUUUUCCUGGCCCAUCAUGUCCCUUGCAGGGUCCUCUACCCCCUGCGUCUGCCUUCGGCUGUGUCCAAGGUGGCCUUUUCCCCGCUGGCCUUGAAUGUUCUCCAGGUGGUCCCUGAAGGCCUGUCUGUUGGGUAGAGAGCACACUUGCAGAGCCACUUCUGCCAAGAGCCGGCGUCUUUUGUGCGACUCCUCCAGACUUCGCCUGCCAGUGGGUUGGGAAUUGGAUCUGCUGUUCAGAGGUGACGUCUGUGUGGACAGGCAUCCUUUGUAAAUGGCUCUUGCAGUCCUUUGGUGGAUGAGUUUUCUAGAACUGCAGGGUGUUAGAGCUGGGAGGGCGCCCUCCCCACUCAGAGUCUCAAUAUACAGACUCCUGGAGGCUCUGGGAGGACUUCUGUAUGGUGUUGGCGACCCAGCUGGGAGCAGCGUUCAGGAUUCCUAAAUCCAGAUCUUUCCUCCCGCAGGCUACCUUCCUCUCAAUAAAGUUUGUUUUGUCCAAGGCUGU